Messenger RNA from Jaminaea rosea, 897 nucleotides. RefSeq lists its product as hypothetical. Gene Ontology annotation, biological process: mitochondrion organization. The record is from RefSeq and is a predicted model, not a curated record. Gene Ontology annotation, cellular component: mitochondrion; membrane. The transcript is spliced from 3 exons. Bases 1 to 897 code for a protein of 298 amino acids. Lineage: Eukaryota; Fungi; Basidiomycota; Exobasidiomycetes; Microstromatales.
AUGCGCAAUCAGCAGGCGGGAGGAGGUGGACCCAUGCGAUCUGGAGGCGGAGGUGGUGGACCCAACAUGGGAGCCAUUGCCGGAGGUGGUGGGUUGCUCUUCCUCCUCGCGGGAGGCGGCAUCCUGCUCAGUCAGUCCUUGUUCAACGUUGAUGGUGGUCAUCGCGCAAUCAAGUACUCGCGCAUGAGUGGUAUCAAGCAGGAGAUCUACCCGGAAGGGACGCACUUGAUGGUCCCGUGGCUGGAGCGACCCAUCGACUACGACGUACGCGCCAAGCCGAGGAGCAUCGGCAGCUUGACAGGGACCAAGGACUUGCAGAUGGUCAACAUCACCUGCCGUGUGCUCAGCAGGCCCAGGGUCGACGCCUUGCCCACCAUCUACCGCGAGCUGGGCGCAGACUAUGAUGAGAGAGUUCUGCCCUCGAUUGUCAAUGAGGUCCUCAAAUCAGUUGUCGCCCAAUUCAACGCCUCCCAACUCAUCACUCAAAGAGAGAUGGUCUCGCGCCUCGUACGAGAGAAUCUCACCGCGAGAGCGCAACGCUUCAACAUCCUCUUGGACGACGUCUCCUUGACUCAUGUUACCUUCUCUCCCGAAUUCACUCAUGCCGUUGAGGCAAAGCAAGUAGCACAACAGACGGCGCUACGUGCCGCUUUCCUCGUCGACCAGGCUUUGCAGGAGAAGAAUGCUACCAUCGUAAGGGCACAGGGAGAAGCCAAGAGUGCGCAGUUGAUUGGUGAUGCGAUGAAGAAGAGUAAAGGCUUCUUGCAGCUCAGGAAGCUGGAGGCUGCGAGGGAUAUUGCUGGGAUUCUGGCUACUAGUCAGAACAGGGUCAUGCUGGAUGCGCAGAGUUUGCUGCUUAAUACGCAGGAUCAGGAUCCUCAGGAGCAGGCCAAGUGA